AUGCGUGCAAGUUUUGCGCAGGGAACGACACGCGACAUCAAGUUCCGUAAACAGCAGCUAAAUUCGCUUCUCGCCGGCGUUCGCAAGAACUCCAAGCUGCUGCUCGAUGCGCUCAGUAUGGACCUUGGGCGUCCUACUGUGGAAAGCGAGGUGUUCGAGAUUGCGCCUGUCGAAUACGAGAUUGGGCAGUUUUUGAAGUACAUGGACAAGUGGGCCAAGCCUGAUAAGCACAAGCUGGGGAGCGAGCAGGCCGCGCUGUUGAUGUGCUCGAUGGAAGUUCGCAAAGUGCCGCACGGGACUGUAGCAAUUAUCGGCGCGUGGAACUACCCGAUACGACUGGUUUUGCUGCCGCUCAUCGGUGCCCUGGCUGCCGGUAAUACUGUUGUGCUCAAGCCAUCAGAAUUGGCACCUCACAGCGCUAUGGCCAUCGAGAUUCUAGUAUCUGAGUGCCUCGAUCCCAAUGCUGUGCGUGUGGUGCAAGGUGGAGCAGCCGAGACUUCCGAGCUUCUAAAGCAGAAACUCGACCAUAUUUUCUACACUGGAAACGGCAAGGUUGGCCGUCUUGUCGCAAAGGCUGCUGCUGAGCACUUGGCUGGAGUGACCUUGGAACUGGGCGGCAAGUCGCCAGUCGUUGUUCACCACGACGUGGCAGAUCUCGGGGCUACUGCUACACGCAUCAUGUGGGCCAAGCUAGCAAACUCUGGCCAGACCUGUGUUGGGGCUGACUACCUGCUAGUUCACCGCUCAAUCAAGGACAAGCUGGUCGUUCUAUUCCGGAAUUUUAUCGAGAAUGCCUACACCAAGUCACCGCAGAAAUCGCCUGACUACACGCGCAUCAUCAAUGGCCGCCACUGGCAGCGCAUCAUGGAGCUGUUGGACGCCACCAAGGGUAAUAUUAUCAACUGUACCGAUGACCAGGCUGACCAGGCCGACCGCUACAUCCCACCGACGCUGGUCGAUGGCGUCCAUCCCAACGAUCCGCUAAUGAGCCACGAGUUGUUUGGGCCAAUUUUGCCAAUCAUCACCUACGACACGCUUGAUGAGGCUGUGAACUUGAUCAACUCGCGCGACCAGCCCUUGGCGCUCUAUGCGUUCGGCAGCUCCAAGACCACAGAGUAUAUAGUUGCCAACACGCGCUCGGGCUCUGCUGUGUCAAACGAUACAAUGUACCACAUGGCAGCAAACAACUAUCCGUUUGGCGGCACCGGCCCGUCAGCAGGGCUGUCAGUUGACCAAAAGGUCUGCGUCUGCCGGCUUUCUGAGCAAAUCAACAAGGCCAAGCCCAACUCGAAUAGCGAAACCAAGCUGUUCAAGAGCCUCGCUAUUAUCCUAAAUGACCGCACAGCACUGGAGGCAUUCCUGACGGAUCCCAAUUCCAAUAGCUACCGCGCCGGGCUCGUUAGUUUGGCGCAGACCAUAAAGCAGUAUGCGUGGAGGGACCACUACGACCAGCAGCUCAUGUCAGACUUCCAGACCGUUGCGAAUCGGCUCAAGGAGUUGCUGGCCUGGUGA
Molecule: messenger RNA, 1512 nt
Organism: Linderina pennispora
Lineage: Eukaryota; Fungi; Kickxellomycota; Kickxellomycetes; Kickxellales; Kickxellaceae
Product: aldehyde dehydrogenase family 3 member B1-like protein
Exons: 2
Coding region: 1-1512 (503 amino acids)
Biological process (GO): aldehyde metabolic process
Cellular component (GO): cytoplasm
Molecular function (GO): aldehyde dehydrogenase (NAD+) activity
Source: RefSeq, a predicted model, not a curated record